Messenger RNA from Seminavis robusta, 3219 nucleotides. The record is from the annotation of a GenBank genome assembly. Lineage: Eukaryota; Bacillariophyta; Bacillariophyceae; Naviculales; Naviculaceae.
CUCCCGCUGUCUGGGCCUUCAUCGCUGAGAGCUUGGAACUAUUAGACUAGUAGACUACAAGCCAAGCGGUUCAUUGGCACAAAUAAUAAAAAUUCAAUCGACUGACAUUAAAAUUUUACUUUCUUCCUACGCCUUUUGCUUUCGAUCGUUCUUCGCUCCAGUCUUUCGAGGUCAAAGCUCCACAGUUGGAUACCCCUCAAGAAGCUCCACAGUUGGAUACCGGUAUAUAUACCCCUCCUCAAGAAGCCUGAAGUCACAAGCACCGGUACAGUUGGAUACCCACAAGAAGAUCAGCACAGUUGGAUACCCUCAAGAAGCCUGAAGCCUUAACAAGCACAGCAAGCAAGGAUGGACAUGACACGCAUGAUGGAUAACCCUUCCAUUCCGCUGGACAGGAGCCUCGACAUGAUCCCUAUUCAAGAGGAGAUGGACUUGGAAGUUGCCAGCAGCAACGGUGACACUGACGAUGAUCUCUUGUCGAACACGGGUGGAGACCACAACAAUACGAACAGUACCACGCCCGAGAUUGCGCGCAACGAAACGAGAAUGGUCAACUGCAGCAAGUUCCUCGUGGGAGUGGUCAUUCUCAUCUUGGCGUCCACCAUGGGAGUGGUCACCUACCAGUUUGUCACCAAUCAGGAAGACACAUACUACCAAAAGCAGUUUGACAAUGUGGCACGCGACAUUCAGGCAUCGUCCAUCCUUCGUGGUCGAGCCAUCUUUGACAACCUCGAAGGCGUCAGUGUCUCCCUCACGAUACAAGCAUUGACAUCCAACAUGCAGUGGCCGUUCGUCGUCUUUCCACACUUUCAAGUCAUGGGCAUGAUCUCCAAUUCCAUCACGGGAGCUUCCACCUUGGCCAUUAGCCCCAUUGUCCAGGCAGGACAGAGAGAAGAAUGGGAAAACUUUACCAUGGCACACUCCAUGGAAUUCUUGGCCGAAGGACACAUGUACGACGAAGAAGUUCAUCCCGAUUUCUAUGUCGAAACUCGAUACUACAAUGAAACCAAGGUGGAGCUUCCCUUUCCUCUUCAGGCGUGGGAUGAAGCGCCAAGUAUGCCCUUUAUCUGGGAGUUUACUCCUGAUUUCCGUCCCAUGCCCGCCCUUCCACGAUCUUCCUUCAUCCCCUACUGGCAAAUGGCUCCGGCCAUUGACUAUGCGUCUCCCCUCAUCAACCUCGAUACCAACACGCAGGGAAACACCACCUAUUUCAAUCGGGGCGUCAUUGAGAAGCAAAAGCCCGUACUGACCACUGUCAUUAGUCAAUCCAACUACCUCGCAUUCACCUACGAUCAACGCUUCUCCGGCAAUUACGCAUACAUCCCUCACAGCUAUGUCUACUAUCCCGUCUUUGACACGCUCACAAAGGACCGCCAAGUCGUUGCCAUUCUCAAUGCCUUUCUUCGUUGGGAUCAGUUCUUUAACAAUGUCUUGCCCGAAGGAGAAAAACCAAUCGUCGUCGUGUUGAGCAGUUCCUGUCAACAGACAUUUACGUAUGAACUACGUGGCGAGACGGCCUAUUACUUGGGCCAAGGCGAUCUACACGAUCCUGUCUACACAGAUCUCGGCAAAUCCUCCGCCUUUCAGGAAUUGGCCCGAUUGGACGAUGUCGAUGGAUUCUCCUGUGACUACAGCAUGACCAUUUAUCCCACGGCCGAAUGGAGUGAACCCUACUUUACUGACAAUCCAAAGAUCUACAUGGCGGCCGUCGUCUCCUGCUUCCUCCUCACGACCGUCGUCUUUAUCAUUUACGAUUGUUUGGUGCAAAAGCGCAACCGAACCGUCAUGCAUACGGCCAAUCGCACCAGUCAGAUUGUCUCUUCCCUCUUCCCCUCCAAUGUCCGAGACCGUCUCAUGGAAGAAAUCGAACCCGAAGAAAAGAAACCCAAACAAAUGUCUUGGCCCAAGGCGUCCGAGCUGGCACGCACAUUUACCAGUCCAUCGGACGAAUUGCCCAGCCCACGUAACAGUCUCAAUUCUCUCAUGACCAGUGAACGAAUCUUUGGAAGUCAACCCAUUGCCGAUCUCUUUCCGGAUGUGACAGUCAUGUUUGCUGAUAUGGUUGGCUUCACUGCAUGGGCAUCAGUUCGUGAUCCCACACAGGUGUUCUCGUUGCUGGAAACUGUAUACCACGCCAUUGACCUUGUGGUGAAGCGCAGGAGAGUGUUCAAAGUCGAAACUAUUGGUGAUUGCUACGUUGCAUGUGCAGGCCUGCCUGUUCCGCGAAAGGACCACGCUCUGGCCAUGGCCCGCCUAGCCAAUGACGCGCAAAACAAGAUGACAGAGGUCUCUCACGAACUCGAGUCUCGGCUUGGUCCAGAAACCUCUCAGCUGUGUAUGCGUAUUGGGUUGCAUUCUGGGCCUGUGACGGCGGGAGUGCUUCGGGGUGAAAAGGGACGUUUUCAGCUCUUUGGCGACACCAUGAAUGUGGCCAGUCGGAUGGAAAGCACGGGGAUGGCGAGAAAAGUACACAUGUCCAAAGAAACGGCCGACUUGAUCAUUGCCGGUGGAAAGGGCAGAUGGGUCGUACCAAGAGAAGAUAAGGUCUUUGCAAAGGGAAAGGGAGAGCUCCAGACGUAUUUCCUUUCCAUCAAGCCAGAAUCUCGUGGGUCAUUGACUGAAACGCUCAGCUUGGCUGCCAGCCUAAAGGACGAAGAGUACGAAAUUGAGACCUACUCUACGCAGGAUGCUUCCAACCGAAUGCGGCUUCUGGCAGCCCUCACACCACCAGCUGACGAUGUGGUUGGAAAGACCACGAGACUGGUUGACUGGACAGUGGACAUUCUUGGAAGACAGCUUCGCCAAGUGGUCGCACACAGAAUGACUCGAAAAUCCCUGUUCUCCAUCGGGAGUCUCGACAACACAGAAAAGCGCCCACCACAGUUCAAGCCCAGGAGAGGCGAUCUGAUGGACGAAGUAGUUGAUGUUCUCUCCCUUCCAAAAUUUGAUGAGAGCCUCUUCAAGAACUACGUUGACCCAGAAACAGUGGAGCUUCCAGCUGCGGUCGUAGAUCAGCUCAGAGAACUUGUUUCACGCAUUGCCAAAGCCUACAACAACAGAAACGCUUUCCAUUCAUUCGAGCACGCAGCGCAUGUCAUCAUGUCCGUAACAAAGAUGAUGACCAGGAUUGUCAACCCCAUCGAUAUCUCCCGUGAAAAGGGUCCCGAAUACAAGUUUGCCUCAACUUUGCACCAGUAUGUAAACAACUGUUGAAUGUCG